Messenger RNA from Saccoglossus kowalevskii, 334 nucleotides. RefSeq names its product THO complex subunit 2-like. The record is from RefSeq and is a predicted model, not a curated record. Lineage: Eukaryota; Metazoa; Hemichordata; Enteropneusta; Harrimaniidae.
UAUUUCUCUAUAUUCAGUUGUCACCUAGCAACAGUGAUAUGAUACAGCAACAUAAAAGUCUGAUGGUGGAAGCCCGACAGUAUGCACGUAAGAUGAGUAUGAUGAUAUUAUCUGAUAAAGGAAAUGAGAAAGAUGCAGACAAAGAAGAAAAAAAUGAUCAGGAGACUGAUUACCAGAAGCUUGGUCUGUGUGAAGCAUUACUGCAGCUUGGUGAUUGGCAUCACGCCAAGUUAUUGAUGGAUAAACUGCCACCAUUUACAGCAGCUCUAAAGAAGCCCAUUGCACUUGCUAUGUGUCAUCUUAUACAUGCAACAAUUGAACCACUCUAUAACAA